AUGAGGUACAUUGCUUGGGCCGACAGGCAGGUCAUCGCGGCGUUUCCUUUUUCAGAAGAAAACCUAUGUGCUUUUGCUUGUGAAUGCGAGGGCAAAUGUGCACCCAGCUUCCUCAAGAGCUUGAUGAGCAGUAUCAGUUUUUGCUUUCACAUCCUCGGAGCCGGCAGUGCUCAGGAGGCCACGAACAGCAAGCGCUUGGUGGGGGUGGCAAAGGCUUGUUAUCUCACCAAGCGAAAGAGGUUUCAGCGGCCCCCGCUUACCACGGAGAUGGUGCUUCGUCUUGAGAGGUUGGUCGUUUCUUCCAGUGGUGACAAUGUUGAUCGGUUCAUAGCAGGAUUUUUCUUGCUGUCAGUGUAUAUGCGGGGUCGUUAUUCCGACACACAGAACAUGUGCAAUAUUUUCGAGGAUCGCCCCAGUCCUGAUCCCACUGGUCUUGGAGGAUAUCUGCAAGCCGAUGUGGCUAGGCAUGGAUUGUCAGAUGAGGAUUGGUUCACUGCUUGGUCACAGGUCCGCAAGGAUCUUAAGGUCAUUGGGCUGGUCACCCGCCUAGUGCGUCGGUGGCGGCAGGCUGGCUCCGCAGCCUCCUUAGGCGACAGGAAGCUGGAGUUCGCUCCAGACAACACACGGUCGGGAUAUUUUCCUACUGUGGACGAUGUUGAUGCUGGUUAUGACGUUGAGGGAUCGGGCUCAGAGGCUUCGCUUGAUGAGGAGGAGGACGAAGCCGAUUGUGAGCA
Messenger RNA from Symbiodinium sp. CCMP2456, 734 nucleotides. NCBI's taxonomy places the organism in Eukaryota, Dinophyceae, Suessiales, Symbiodiniaceae. The record is from the annotation of a GenBank genome assembly.